Molecule: messenger RNA, 525 nt
Organism: Caenorhabditis briggsae
Lineage: Eukaryota; Metazoa; Nematoda; Chromadorea; Rhabditida; Rhabditidae
Exons: 1
Coding region: 1-525 (174 amino acids)
Source: RefSeq, a predicted model, not a curated record
AUGACCAGAAAGAAGAAACAAAGAUUUGGCUCCGACUCCAACUUGACGGAUGACGAUGAGCAUCAAAUGGAUCUUAUCAAGAGAGUUUUAUAUGCGGACGAGUUUCGUAAUUUUUUGCAAAUUCCGAAUAUUCUGGCGGAGAUGAAAUUGAUGAAAGAAACAAUUUUGACAUUACAACAGGAGCUUGAAGAUCAGAAAAAGAAAGUGAAAGAAUUGGAAAUGGGUCAAAAAGAUUCAACUGGAUUGAAGAAAAAUACUGAGAAUUCUGCUGAAAUUAAAGAACGUAACCGGUCUAUAGGUGUGUCAAACAUUUCCGAAUAUGAGUCGAAAUUUGCGCAUGAAAGAAACGUGGCGGACGUGGCAAAUGUGAAUAUGGUCUUUCGGCACCUGGAUGCUAGUGCUCUUCCGGUAGCAAUCUACAGACUGGGGCAAUCACGAUCAGACGGGAAGCCUAGAUUAAUCAAAGUGGUGCUACCCUCCUCGGCUAGCCAGAAAGAAGUUUUAUCCAAAGCCCCAAGACUUUAA